Microtus ochrogaster (prairie vole) is the source of this 902-nucleotide messenger RNA. It is a transcript of the gene Clec5a, whose product is annotated as C-type lectin domain containing 5A. Lineage: Eukaryota; Metazoa; Chordata; Mammalia; Rodentia; Cricetidae. Gene Ontology annotation, molecular function: virus receptor activity. Bases 196 to 693 code for a protein of 165 amino acids. Gene Ontology annotation, biological process: innate immune response. The transcript is spliced from 6 exons. The record is from RefSeq and is a predicted model, not a curated record.
AAGAGGUGUUUGCUUGAAAAUGCAGCUGGCACAGUGAGGUUGUGAACAAGGAUGGUACCCAUUGCCUGAGCAGGAGCCUAUGCUCAGGAGACAAGAAACCCUGCUCACCACACAAGGAUUAGCUCAUCACAAAGGCCAGACUUUGAUCUGUAUGCCAAGCCAGACUUCCAGAGAGAGAUCAGAAUUCCCAUCAUCAUGAACUGGAACAUGAUCAUCUCGGGGUUUAUUAUAGUAGUGAUCAAAGUUGCUGGAAUGACCGUAUUUCUGCUAUAUUUCUCACAGAUCUUUGGGAGAAAUAACGAAAGUAUCAUGCCCACAAGGAGCUAUGGAACAGGCUGCCCCAAAGACUGGGAUCUUCACCAAGGGAGAUGCUUCUUCUUCUCCACCUCUGAAUCAUCUUGGAAUAACAGCAGGGAUCACUGUGCAACCAGAGGAUCCACACUGGCAGUUGUUGACACACUAGAGAAACUGAAGUAUCUUCAGGACAUAGCUGAUGCCGAGAAGUACUUUGUUGGUUUGACACGUCAGCCGGGAGGAAAACGGUGGCGCUGGGUCAACAACUCUGCGUUCAAUGGCAAUGUUACAAAUGAGAAUCAGAACUUCCACUGCGUCACUAUAGGCCUGACAAAGACAUUUGAUGCUGCAUCAUGUGACAUCAGCUACCGCUGGAUCUGUGAGAGGACUCCCAGAUGAUCAUGGGUCUCUACAACAAGAGCAAAUAUAUGUCUACAAAGACAGCAAAAGAGAUUACUUGCAACUGAAACUAGCCCAGAAAAUACAGAACAUCCAAGACUGUGCCCAUCUCCCAUAGGCUGCUGGUCGAGCUUCCCGGUAAAUCCUCAGGGUCAAUAAACUAUUCCCUUUCACAUGCACCUUCACACAACAGGAGAAUUCCUGCUCUA